UCAAACUCACAUGCUUAUUUUGUUUACAUUUUUGCAUCGAAGAAAAAAUCAAAAUACAAAAUAAAUAAAAAUGACGGAAAAUAAGGAACAACCUACUUACCAACUCCGAGAAAUGAAAGCUGAAUUGGGUCUUCUUACAAAAUCCGAUGGAUCUGCGAUGUUCGCUCAAGGAAAGACAACAGUUCUCGCCAACGUCAAUGGUCCCGUCGAAGUCUCCCUGCAAAACAUGAACAUCGAAAAAGCCUUUGUCGAAGUCUAUUAUCGCCCAAAGAGCGGUUUGCCAAGUGUUGACGAUCGAUUUAUGGAGAAAUUCGUGAAACAAAGUAUCGAAGUUGCACUUUACUCGGAGCUGCAUCCCCGAACUUCGUAUCGGAUACAAUUGCAAGAACUCGAAAAUCGCGGAGGAGUCCUCGCAUGUGCCGUAAAUACAGUUAGUCUUGCCCUGUUGAAUAGCGGAUUGGAACAAAAGUAUCUCGUGGCAGCAGUUUAUUGUGCGGUGAAUGAAGAGGGAGAAAUUCAUGUAGAUCCAGAUUUGAGAAAAGAUCAAGUAACGCAGGCACAAAUGACUUUUGUGUUUGAUAGUUUGAUGACGAAAGCUGUGGCGGUGCAUACUGAGGGGACUUUUACGAUGGAGCAGUAUAAAAAGGCGAUGGAUUUGUGCAGAAGUGCGAGUGAAAAGGUGUUUGAGUUUUAUAGAGAUAUCAUAAAGAAGACGUCGGUGCUGCUUUAAGGAAGAAAGGAAUAAAGAAUAUUUUUGUUAAGAAAUCCAAAUUUUCAUUAAU
Molecule: messenger RNA, 782 nt
Organism: Culicoides brevitarsis
Lineage: Eukaryota; Metazoa; Arthropoda; Insecta; Diptera; Ceratopogonidae
Gene: Rrp46
Product: exosome complex component RRP46
Exons: 2
Coding region: 71-730 (219 amino acids)
Biological process (GO): nuclear mRNA surveillance; poly(A)-dependent snoRNA 3'-end processing; U4 snRNA 3'-end processing
Cellular component (GO): cytoplasmic exosome (RNase complex); nuclear exosome (RNase complex); nucleolus
Source: RefSeq, a predicted model, not a curated record